AUGGCACAGGUUCUCAGAGGCACUGUGACUGACUUCCCUGGAUUUGAUGACCGGGCCGAUGCAGAAACUCUUCGGAAGGCCAUGAAAGGCCUGGGUACUGAUGAGGAGACCAUCCUGACUAUUCUGACAUCUCGAAGCAACACGCAGCGCCAGGAAGUGGCUGCAUCUUAUAAAACUCUUUUUGGCAGGGAUCUCCUGGAUGAUCUGAAGUCAGAACUGACUGGAAAAUUUGAGAAGUUAAUUGUGGCUCUAAUGAAACCCUCCGAGCUUUAUGACGCCUAUGAGCUGAAGCAUGCUCUCAAGGCUGGAGAAUAUGGCUCAAGCCUGGAAGAUGAUGUGGUGAGCGAUACCUCUGGAUACUAUCAGAGGAUGCUGGUGGUUCUCCUUCAGGCUAAUCGAGACCCUGAUACUGGAAUUAAUGAAGCUCAGGUUGAAGAAGAUGCUCAGGCUUUGUUUCAAGCUGGGGAGCUCAAGUGGGGGACGGAUGAAGAAAAAUUUAUCACUAUCUUUGGAACACGAAGUGUGUCUCAUUUGAGAAGGGUGUUUGACAAAUACAUGACCAUAUCAGGAUUUCAAAUUGAGGAAACCAUUGAUCGAGAGACUUCUGGUAAUUUGGAGCAACUACUUCUUGCUGUUGUAAAAUCUAUUCGAAGUAUACCUGCCUACCUUGCAGAAACCCUCUACUAUGCUAUGAAGGGAGCUGGGACAGAUGACCACACCCUCAUCAGAGUCAUGGUUUCCAGGAGUGAGAUUGAUCUGCUUAACAUAAGAAAGGAGUUCAGGAAAAAUUUUGCCACCUCUCUUCAUUCCAUGAUCAAGGAUGAUACAUCGGGGGACUAUAAGAAAGCCCUCCUGCUGCUCUGUGGAGAAGAUGACUAA
Elephantulus edwardii (Cape elephant shrew) is the source of this 879-nucleotide messenger RNA. RefSeq names its product annexin A5 (gene ANXA5). Gene Ontology annotation, cellular component: cytoplasm. Bases 1 to 879 code for a protein of 292 amino acids. Gene Ontology annotation, biological process: negative regulation of coagulation. Gene Ontology annotation, molecular function: calcium-dependent phospholipid binding; calcium ion binding. The transcript has 12 exons. NCBI's taxonomy places the organism in Eukaryota, Metazoa, Chordata, Mammalia, Macroscelidea, Macroscelididae. The record is from RefSeq and is a predicted model, not a curated record.